This is a messenger RNA of Trichosurus vulpecula (common brushtail), 1755 nucleotides long. RefSeq names its product netrin 3 (gene NTN3). The record is from RefSeq and is a predicted model, not a curated record. The coding region runs from base 1 to 1755 and encodes 584 amino acids. Gene Ontology annotation, molecular function: protein binding. The transcript has 6 exons. NCBI's taxonomy places the organism in Eukaryota, Metazoa, Chordata, Mammalia, Diprotodontia, Phalangeridae.
AUGUCCUGCCCACUCAGCCAGAUCCCCUUAGGGACCAGGGCCAUGCUGGGCCAAGUGCUGUGGCUCCUGCUGGCUGCCUGGAUGCUGACUCCAGUGCUGAGUGCUAGCCCACAGGUCCCAACAGACCCCUGCUAUGAUGAGGCAGGAGCCCCACAGCGCUGUAUACCAGAAUUUGUCAAUGCAGCCCUGGGGCGUGAGGUGCAGGCUUCCAGCACAGACCCCCGGCAGACCCACCCAGCAGCCUUCCUGACAGAUGCAAGUGCAGCAGCUGACCGUACCUGCUGGCGCUCAGAAACACUGACCCGGACACCACUAAAUGUGACAUUGACACUGCCGCUGGGCAAGGCCUUUGAAGUAGUCUACGUGAGUCUGCACUUCUGUUCAGCGAGGCCUGACUCUGCUGCUGUCUUCAAGUCCCAGGACCAUGGCCGAAGCUGGUCACCACUACGCUUCUUCUCCUCACAGUGUAACCGAGUAUACGGUAGGCCAAGUCGGGCUAUGGGACAGGCCCCUGCCCAGGCCUCUUUGGGCUCCAUAGUCCCUCGAGGCCCUGAAGCACUUUGUUCUGAGCCUCCACCAAGGACUGGUCCCCUCCUAGCCUUCAGCAUGCAGGAUGGCCUCCCACCUGGCCAGGACUUGGAUUCCAGUCCUGUACUACAGGACUGGGUCACAGCCACAGACAUCCGUGUGGUGCUCACCCGGCCAGUGGGGCCAAGGGCAACAGAGGGUGGGGUGGUGGCACCAUAUGUUUACUCUGUGGGUGAACUCCAGGUGGGUGGGCGCUGCAAAUGCAAUGGACAUGCAUCUCGAUGUGUGGUGGACACCCAGGGCCGCCUGGUGUGUGACUGUAGGCAUGGCACUGAAGGCCCGGAUUGUGAGCGAUGCAAGCCUUUCUACUGCGACCGGCCCUGGCAGCGGGCCACAGCCCAUGAGGCACACGCCUGUCUGGCCUGUUCCUGUAAUGGUCAUGCUCGUCGCUGCCGCUUCAACAUGGAAUUGUACCGAUUGUCCGGGCGGCGUAGUGGGGGUGUUUGCCUCAACUGCAGGCAUAAUACAGCAGGGCGGCACUGCCACUACUGUCGUGAGGGUUUCUACCGUGACCAAACCCGAGUCCUGAGCCACCGACGUGCCUGCAAGGCCUGUGACUGUCACCCUGUUGGAGCUGCUGGCAAAACCUGCAAUCAGACAACCGGUCAGUGCCCAUGCAAGGAUGGAGUGACAGGCCUUACCUGCAAUCGCUGUGCUCCUGGCUUCCAACAGAGUCGCUCACCUGUAGCACCAUGUGUCAAAAUUCCAGCUAUGGUACCCACAGGAGUGACCAGCACUGUGGCCCCUGAGGAUUGUGACUCUCAUUGCAAACCAGCCAGGGGGAGCUACAGGAUCAACCUGAAGAAAUACUGUGGAAAAGACUAUGCGGUGCAGGUGGCAGUGGGCGCUGCUGAGGCCGUCGGUUCGUGGACGCGCUUCUCUGUGGCCGUGGUGUCAGUGUACAAGAGCCGUGAAGAGCGUGCGAGGCGCGGGGAGAGCGUCCUGUGGGUUCCCGCACGGGACCUGGCGUGUCGCUGUCCACGCGUGCACCCGGGGCACAGUUACUUGAUCCUGGGCGGGACAGGACCGGGAACCGGGGUCGGGGAGCGGGCGGGACUUACCGCCGGGCGGGGCAGUCUGGUUAUCCCCUGGAGGGAUGCUUGGGCUCGGAGGCUCAGGAAAUUACAGCGGCGGGAGCGGCAGGGACGCUGUGGAGGGGCCGCGUGA